This is a messenger RNA of Ananas comosus (pineapple), 2358 nucleotides long. RefSeq names its product SUMO-activating enzyme subunit 2. Bases 44 to 1948 code for a protein of 634 amino acids. Gene Ontology annotation, cellular component: SUMO activating enzyme complex; cytoplasm. Gene Ontology annotation, biological process: protein sumoylation. NCBI's taxonomy places the organism in Eukaryota, Viridiplantae, Streptophyta, Magnoliopsida, Poales, Bromeliaceae. The transcript has 10 exons. Gene Ontology annotation, molecular function: SUMO activating enzyme activity. The record is from RefSeq and is a predicted model, not a curated record.
ACUCGGAUUGGGGGGGUUUGUCCUGCAGGCCGCGAAGGUGCUGAUGGUCGGGGCCGGCGGGAUCGGCUGCGAGCUCCUGAAGACGCUUGCCCUCUCCGGCUUCCGCGAUAUUCACAUAAUUGACAUGGACACAAUUGAAGUUAGCAACCUAAACAGGCAAUUUUUAUUUCGGCAACAUCAUGUUGGACAAUCUAAAGCUAAAGUUGCUCGUGAUGCUGUUCUAAGGUUUAGGCCCCACAUCAAUAUCACACCAUACCAUUCAAAUGUCAAAGAUCCUCAAUUCAAUGUUGAUUUUUUUAAGCAGUUUAAUGUGGUCCUGAAUGGUCUGGAUAACCUAGAUGCUAGACGACACGUUAAUCGACUUUGCCUUGCUGCUGAAGUUCCUUUAGUUGAAAGUGGAACAACAGGUUUUCUGGGGCAGGUCACAGUUCAUGUCAAAGGCAAAACAGAGUGCUAUGAAUGCCAGCCAAAACCCACUCCGAAGACCUAUCCUGUUUGUACGAUCACCAGCACCCCUUCAAAGUUUGUUCACUGUAUUGUUUGGGCCAAGGACUUGCUUUUUGCCAAGUUAUUUGGUGACAAAAAUCAGGACAAUGAUCUUAACGUGCAUUCUGGUGAUGGCAAUUCUCAGUCAGAGCAUGCACAAGAUGUAUUUGUACGCAACCCACAUGAAGACCUUGAGCAGUAUGGUCGGAGAAUUUAUGAUCAUGUUUUUGGAUAUAAUAUUGAAGUUGCAUUAACUAAUGAAGAAACAUGGAAGAACAGACAAAGACCUAGACCGGUAUAUAUUAAUGAUCUUUUACCUGACAAACUAGUUCACCGAAAUGGGUACUCAGAGGACUGCAAGACUGAGGAUUUGACCCCAUCUGCUAUGUCCUCUCUUAAUCUGAAGAACCCACAGGAUGUUUGGAGCCUUGCCGAGAAUUCACGAAUCUUUUUGGAGUCUCUUAGAUUAUUUUUUGAAAAAAGAGAGAAGGAUAUUGGGUGCUUAACCUUUGACAAAGAUGAUCAGUUGGCAGUGGAGUUUGUGACUGCUGCUGCAAAUAUCAGGGCAUCUUCUUUUGGGAUUCCUUUGCAUAGUCUUUUUGAAGCUAAAGGCAUCGCCGGCAACAUCGUUCAUGCCGUCGCAACAACAAAUGCUAUUAUUGCUGGUCUGAUUGUUAUAGAAGCAAUUAAAGUGCUGCAGAAUGAUUUUGAGAAUUAUAGGAUGACAUAUUGUCUUGAACAUCCAUCAAGAAAGAUGCUUCUAAUGCCGGUGCAGCCAUUUGAGGCUAAUAAAUCAUGUUAUGUCUGUUCUGAGACACCCCUGCUGUUGGAGGUUAACACUAAUACUGCAAAGCUUCGAGAUGUUGUCGAGAGAAUAGUAAAGGCCAAACUUGGUAUGAACCUUCCUAUGGUAAUGGUUGGCUCAACACUCGUCUUUGAGGAUGGUGAUGAUUUGGACAAGGAUUUAGCUGCCAAUUAUGCUUUGAACCUCGACAAGGUUUUAUCUGGACUGCCUGCUCCGGUCAGAAGUGGCACUGUGCUUUGUCUCGAGGAUCUUCAACAGGAAUUAGUAUGCAAUAUCAACAUCAAACACAGGGAGGAAUUUGACGAGGAGAAAGAACCUGAUGGGAUGGUCCUAUCUGGGUGGACCACUCCCUCCGAAAAGGGCAAAGAGGUUGCGGUGAGCAACGGAGAGACCAAAGCUGUGGCCUCUGUAUCUUCAUCAGAAGCUGACGGAGAUGAGGUGGAAACAACUCCAGCAGUGCCCAGUAAAAAGAGGAAAAUGCCCAAGCCUGAAAGGUCAGAAACAGCAACAGAGAAUGACGAUAAACCUCAGACUCGUCCUAGCCGUAACUUAUCUGAUAAAAAAAGUCUGCAAGAAAUCAAAGACAACGACGACGAUGAUGAUAUCAUUGUUCUUGAUGAUAACCCCGAAACAAGCAAGAGAAAGAGAAUACACUAAGCCCCAAAUUAAAACGACAUCUGAUCGGCUGGGAAUGCUUUUGACUUGUGAUCUAGAAACAUCACUAACACAUUGUUAUCGGUGCCGUGCUUUUUGUAAGAUGCCUGUGUAAACGAAAGUUGUUCCAGGAAUCCUGCUCCCUGUAGGUUGGAGAGGGUCGUGAUUUCGUACAUCAUUGGAGGAAGUGAUUUUUUUUUUUUAUUUUCUUUGGCCGCGCCCUGUUUUAGUUGGUUUUUGGUGAAUCGUGUAACUUAUCAUAGUGGAGAUACAUGGCGAAUAGGAGGCUCGUAAAUUAUCUAACCUCCUUAACCUGCUUAAUUAUUAUUCUGUAUCUGGUAAAGCUAUUCUGAUUCUCAGUUAAUUGCUGUAACUGAUCUGAACAUAAUCUUGUAGCUUCGCUAUUUCCUUUA